This is a messenger RNA of Capronia coronata CBS 617.96, 588 nucleotides long. RefSeq lists its product as uncharacterized. The record is from RefSeq and is a predicted model, not a curated record. The transcript has 2 exons. The coding region runs from base 1 to 588 and encodes 195 amino acids. Lineage: Eukaryota; Fungi; Ascomycota; Eurotiomycetes; Chaetothyriales; Herpotrichiellaceae.
AUGGCAUCCAUUUCGAACCACAGUUCUUCCUCUUCAUCGUCAACCUCAUCAACCAAGCCACCUGCGUUCGCGGAAUAUAAAAUCAGAGCCAAUCUCCCGCCGGCGCCGACCGAGCUGACCCCUCGCCAAUCACUACUCAUCGGCAGCGUCAUGGAUUUGUUUGCCGGCCACCCUUCGAAGCGCAAACUGAGCCUGUGGACAGAUGACGCCUCAUUCCAGGAUCCGCUGUGCAUCGCCGAGGGCCGCAAGCAGUAUGAGGCUCAAUGGUACGGGGUGGUGGCCACCAUGAGUGAUGUGAAGCAGGAGCACGCCGAGAUCGUCUCGGUGGGAAACCCGAUUGAGUUGCGCCUGAAGGAUCGAUAUACGAUCAAAGGACUGGGGAAGGAACAGCUCAUUGACAGCCAUAUCCUGGUCUAUUUGACCCCGGAUGGGGAGAAGGUCACCAAAGUCGUGGAUCGAUGGGGUGGGGAGGUGCCUCCUGAUGGCUUUUUCGCAAAGGCUUUGAGGAAAUUGAAUGCUGUCUCGACUCCUGAGAUGAUCCAUAUCCCUCAAUCGAUUGAAGAGGAAGAAGGCACACAGCCGAAGUAG